This is a messenger RNA of Trichomonas vaginalis G3, 999 nucleotides long. Its product is annotated as growth factor receptor domain family. The transcript has a single exon. NCBI's taxonomy places the organism in Eukaryota, Parabasalia, Trichomonadida, Trichomonadidae. The record is from RefSeq and is a predicted model, not a curated record. Bases 1 to 999 code for a protein of 332 amino acids.
AUGUUUUUUUCUUUAUUUUUAGCAUCAACUCUAUCAGAAACAGGAGACAAAAUCCUAAAAGAAUCUUCUGAUAUAAACAAUACUAUUACAAAUCAAACAGAAACAAUCAAUAAAACGUUAUCAAACGAAAAUGAAAAUCAAAACGUUUCAAAUAUAACAAAUAAUAGCACUUUAGUAACAGAAAACAACAGUACAUCAGAAAACACAACCAAUACAACUUCAAUCAUUACAGAUGACGAAGAGGAAGGAGAAGAUGAUAUCAAAAAGAAAGAAAAAUUAAUGGCAGAAAAAGAUAUUGAGAGGAUUCGUAGAAUGCAUCAUAUGGGCGAUUUUGAUGAAGACAGGCCUGAAUGUAUUGGAAAUAAUUCUUAUCCAAAUCGUGUUGGCGAUAAAUACAUAUGCACAUGCAGAAAUGGAUACUUUGGCAAGGAGGGCGACGUUAAUGGAACAGAUUGCUGGACUUGCAAACCAUUUUGUCAUACACUCGCUAAAUGCGUGGCUGAAAAUACAUGCAAAUGUCAUGAUGGAUUGCUUGGUGAUGGAUACAGUUGCUAUCCACCAGCACCUUCAAUCAAAAAUAUAAUUACUCCAUCUUCUGGAAUUCAUCCGAUUCAUGUUAUUGUGGAAUACACUGAAGUUUCGAGCUUUGAACCAUAUAUGGCUUUUUGCAAAUUCGAUGAAUUAAUCUCAGGUGCUCAAAUUUUUAAGAACAAAUCCAUAGCUUGCCUACAACCACAACUAUCAGGAACAUGCCACCUUUCGAUUUCUUUUGACGGACAACAUUUUUCGGAAAGCCAAAAAUAUUCAUAUGUUUCAACUCUUACAGCACAAAAAAUAGAUGCACAGCCUUUUGAUUUCUCAAAAUAUAGUCAGUUGUUUGCAAUAAUAUCAAUCGUUCUUACAAUAACUGCUGCUUUAAUUAAAUUUAAAGGAUUUUUCGGUUCUUCAAAGGCAAUCUUUAGAGAUCCACUAGGAGUGCCACAGGUUAAAGCUGACUAG